Messenger RNA from Silurus meridionalis, 1631 nucleotides. It is a transcript of the gene zfyve21, whose product is annotated as zinc finger, FYVE domain containing 21. Lineage: Eukaryota; Metazoa; Chordata; Actinopteri; Siluriformes; Siluridae. The transcript has 8 exons. The coding region runs from base 62 to 802 and encodes 246 amino acids. Gene Ontology annotation, molecular function: metal ion binding. The record is from RefSeq and is a predicted model, not a curated record.
CGCGCUGGUACAGCUUGCUUGCAGACGCAGGUAGCGAGUGGAAGAGGGGGAGAAGGAAAAGAUGUCCGCCGUUCCAGACGGCAAGAAGCUGGUGCGAAGCCCGAGUGGACUGCGCAUGGUCCCGGAGAACGGAGCGCUCAGCAGCCCGUUCUCGCUAGCCGAGCCUCAGUGGGUUCCGGAUAAAGAGUGUCCAAGAUGCAUGCAGUGUGACACCAAAUUCGAUUUCAUCACUAGAAAGCACCACUGUCGGCGAUGCGGCCGCUGUUUCUGCGAUAAAUGUUGCAGUAAGAAGGUGGCUUUGCCCAGGAUGUGCUUUGUAGAUCCGGUGAGGCAGUGCGGGGAAUGCGGCCUCGUCUCACAGAAAGAACUGGACUUCUACGACAAACAGCUCAAAGUGCUCACUGCAGGAGGCACGUUUCUGGUCACACUCGGCUUCUCGGAGAAAUCGGAGACCAUGGUGUGCCGGCUGUCAAAUAAUCACAGAUAUUUGUUCCUGGAUGGAGAAAGCCAUUUUGAAGUUGAGUUGUCUCGGAUCUCCACCAUGCAAGUGUUGACCGAGACAGAGGGCUCAAUCCCUGGAGAGAAUGAUAUUCAUACUUACACCACUCUGCUGGACAGUCAUUAUAUAUCUGAAGGCGGCGUGUCCCGUGCCACAGGCAUGAUGCUGCACUAUAAGCCUCCUGGCUCACAGGACUCUCAGCAGCUCCGCAUGGAGACGGCCGACGACAAAAAGAGCGCCGCCUCCUGGCUCGCCGCCAUGCACAAGGCUGCCAAACUGCUGUACGAGUCCAGGGACCAGUAAAAUACCCAAAGACACAGAGCUUAAGUGGAACCGGAGGAGUGUCAAGACCAAGAGAGAAGGAAGCGUGUUUCUUAGAAACUCACGUAUACUCCGCAAUGCCUACCUGCUUUCUAUCGGACCUCUGCUUUCCGCUUCCCAUUCGGAUGAACUGGAUUGAUCACAUGACUCGCCUGUCACUACAACAGGAUGGACCAAGUUAACCGUUGAUUUUCAUGCAAUGUGUUUAUAUACAUGUGUACGUGUGUUUAUAAUAUAUAAAUAUACACAUACACACACAAUAUAUAUGCACAUGUUCUACAGUGAAUACGUUCCAGUCUAAUAAGAUUUUUUUUUUCUUGAGCCUUACAAGUCAAAUAGUCACAUUUUAACACAAUUCUGUGUGCGUGUAUGUAUAUAUACAUAUAUAUCUUUAUUACCAGUAUAUUUACUUGUAACACUUUGUAACCGUACCUCCAAAUCACCAAUACACACUACAACAAGCGGUUCAAUUGAUGCAAGUUUUGAGUAUUUUUGCUUUUUUUUUUUUUUUUUUAACCAAGUAUGCAUAGCCGGUAUUUUUCAUUGCGUUCAGUCCGGAGUUUGUUGUUGAGUUCAAACCCCCCGUUAAAAUGAAACGACUUUCCAGGAAUAUAAUUGUGCUUUCGUGAAAUACACAAAGCACGAAUUCAUGGUCAGUAUUUGAAGUGUUUUCUCCCCUAAAAUUCUUUUUCUUUUUUUUGUUAUGUAAUGCAAAUGUGUUGCAAUACAAAAUCUGUUUACAGACGUGUGCAUGAUUUUUAUAUCUACAUUUAUUUCCUAUUUACUGAUUAAAUCAAUUAUUUGUAACCUG